Messenger RNA from Miscanthus lutarioriparius, 765 nucleotides. Lineage: Eukaryota; Viridiplantae; Streptophyta; Magnoliopsida; Poales; Poaceae. The record is from the annotation of a GenBank genome assembly.
AUGACGCUAGCCGUCGUUCUAGCCCAAACUGAAGAUUCGACGCCGCGGAAGGCCUCCUCGGCCGAGGCGUCCCCAGCCGGAUCGCCGCAGAAGGAAUCGGCCGUCACCAUCGCGAAGCUCCUCUCCGGCGAAGACCCCGCGGCGACGGAGGCGAAGGCCACGCCGGACAAGGACAAGGUUACACCUCCGAGCGACACUGGGUCACUCGCCGCGGCCGCCGCCGUUACUGCCGUUGGGGGAGUCGGAGGCGGCUUGGGGUCCAAGAGGUGGCUCCUUGGCGGCGUCCCGGAGAAGGUGCGGCGCGCGGAGCUGAGGAGGGCCGAGCUAGGGUUUAGGGUUUCAGCCGCCGUGUUCUGCCUGGUCGCGCUCUCCGUCAUGGCCGCCGAUACCACGACGGGCUGGUCCGGCGAUUCCUUCCGCCGCUACAACGAGUACAGGUAUGUACUCGCUGCGAGCGUCCUGGCUUUUACCUACUCUGGAUUCCAGUUGGUAGCCGAGGUGCAUUACCUUGUUACAGGGAGGCGCAUGAUUCGAGCCCCAUUCCGCAGCUACUUCAAUCUUGCCAUGGAUCAGAUGUUAGCUUACCUCCUAUUGUCAGCAUCUUCAGCAGCACUUUCUCGUAAUGGUGUUUGGAUGUCUCGGUUUGGAGGGGAUCAAUUUACCAAACUGAUCAAUGCCUCAGCUUCCAUGGCAUUCCUAGCUUUCAUUGCUCUUGGUCUUAACUCAGUCAUCUCUGCUUACUGUGUCUUCAGCUUGGUUUCAUAG